AUGUCUGCCACGAAUUCUACCAACGCCACCGCCGCAACCCUCAUCGACCCCCAAAUAUUUCUCGAGCAAUAUCCUGGAUUCGAUGAUAUUAGGGAUAUCAAUGAUAUCGCCUAUAACGCUCGCGUUUGCCGCGGACAUAUUGAGGCUGCUUUAGCGUACUUCAACGACAAUAGACUAACAGCCGAACACUUCGCCUCUGCGGCCGGUCUGCGGAAGCCAGAAGCCAUGAAAGCGGGUGCGUUAUGUGUUCCAGAUGAUUUCAGCUUAUGGCUUGCUGCGCAGGCUCGGCUCGAACAAGGGGCAGAUAUUGCAGACCCCGCAGAUCUUCUGAAAGCCGGAUCCGAUCCAAAAAAUCCUACACCAGAACAGCGGAUGGCCAUGGACGCUUUCUGUGAACGGCUAAUUCUGAGCUGGGAAACAUUCCUCCAAGUAUAUGACCACACACAGAGGGCCAAUGGAGACUACCCGAUGCCUCGGUUUCGCUAUUGUGUGAAAGUCCUCCGCAAUGCUUGCGCUCACAAAUUUCUGGUUCCGGGCAAGCAUCUAGAGUUCGUGGAGGAGGAAGGCCAGGAUCGCCUGACCUCCGUCGUCCAGAAAGAAUUACCGGAACUUAACGAAGAAUUGAAGCACUUAAUCGUGCUUUUAGAGUCACUCGUUCCGUUUAUUCGAGACAAAGACGACAUCCCAGAUGGAGUGGAACUUGGAUGGGCAUUGUUGAGCUCAUGGCCAAACAAAGCCCCUCAAGCGGAUGACGGAUCGGCCAAUGAAGUCUUAGACGCAAACCAAGGCGAAGAUGGGGAGAGCCAAAUUGAACGGUCAAAGAACCAGGGAGCUCGCUGGUAUCGUCGCCUACGGUCUUUCUCGCAUUUCCAUUGGGGAAAGUAUCAACUCUCAACUACACGAACCAGUGAGGAGGUCAAGGACGAACGCUUGGGCAAUGCCACCACCAUGACCUGGGACCCUAUCAAUGAAUCGUCCACGGGAUCUAAGAACAAUCCUCCAAACCCGAUCCUUUUCCCUGGACUUCCAUUCCGCCAUCCACUCAGGAUACAACGAAACAAUGGCGUCCACCAUUUUCUCGUUCCGCACCGCCAUUGGGCAUUCGUAGAAGAUGAAGGCCAGAAGCGCCUCGCAGACGUUGUGCAGUCAGAGCUGCCAGAGCUCGACAAGGAACUAGAGGACCUGAUGGCGCUGUUCCAGUCCCUGGUACCUCUCGUGAAGGACUCUAAAGAUGAACCAAGGCCGGACAUAGAUGACUCCUGGAGCUUUGGGGGACAAGCUAAUCAGAACGAGGCGGAAAAGGAACAUGAAGAACAGCCAAAAAGGCCUAAGCCUCGCUGGUACCACAAACUCUACUUCCUUUCUGUCCUCAUUCCCCAGAAGAAACGCGAGAAGUUAGCUUUGGGUGCUUCGGGCGAUGGUGGGGAGUUUGAGCUAGAGCAGUACCUUCAGCUUACUAUGUCAUGGAAUCGAACUGAAGCCUCCCCCGAGGAAUUCAAGGAUACUUCCGCAAAGAGCGGUGACAUGCACGGGGCCGACGACUCGACAUGGGGACAGCCCGAGUGCGUCACAGCCGAGCAGCUAGACGAUGAAAAAGCAACGGAAGAUCCGAAACCCAGCUUUCUCCAUAGGAGCUUCGAUCUCGCAAUGCGGAGUCACGUCCUGCGCCGCGGCGCCCUAAAGGCUCGCAACUUCCUUUAUGAGGAGCUACAAGGUGUCGACGACAUAGACUAG
Molecule: messenger RNA, 1734 nt
Organism: Mytilinidion resinicola
Lineage: Eukaryota; Fungi; Ascomycota; Dothideomycetes; Mytilinidiales; Mytilinidiaceae
Exons: 3
Coding region: 1-1734 (577 amino acids)
Source: RefSeq, a predicted model, not a curated record